Molecule: messenger RNA, 2042 nt
Organism: Bombina bombina (fire-bellied toad)
Lineage: Eukaryota; Metazoa; Chordata; Amphibia; Anura; Bombinatoridae
Product: placenta-expressed transcript 1 protein
Exons: 6
Coding region: 53-673 (206 amino acids)
Biological process (GO): wound healing, spreading of epidermal cells; positive regulation of cell migration; negative regulation of cell-matrix adhesion
Cellular component (GO): apical plasma membrane; external side of plasma membrane
Source: RefSeq, a predicted model, not a curated record
UUCUCUGUUGCUGUAUAUUUGUCACCUGCUCAGGACCCAAUCUCACAUCACUAUGGCACUCACAGAGACCACAACAUUUUUCCUUCUCUUUGGACUAUUGAUUAAUUCAGUCUGCAGUGAAAAUGUACAAUGUGACAAUAUAUUGAAUGGUACCCAGAAUAAUAAUAAUAACACCCAGAACUAUACAAUCAGUUUGUCGCCUAAUGUAAUUCAAGCCAAUCAGACAUACACAGUGACGGUUACUGGAAGUGGAAAUGUUACCGUUUUGCUUCAGGCGACCGCCAACUCAAUGCAAGUGGGGAACUGGUCAUCAGGAGACACUGACUGUAAUGGGAGCCCCUUGUUCAAUGAUCCUUUUAAGUCUGAAAACUCUUCUUUGAUUGCAAAUUGGACUUUAGCUAAUGCUGUGGAUUCAGUUACAAUAAGUGCUAGCAUCCUAAAUGGGACUGAUUUAUUCAAGAUUUCUGAAGUGCUGAGUUCACCUGUGACAUCAGCACCUGAUACCAAUCAAACCACAACUAAAGCUCCAGAUUCGACUCUCAACCCAAACUCUACAGUUACUACUAUUCCACAAACUACAAAUGCAGUCUCUGCACAACAAUCAUGUUCCACGUUGUUUGCCUUAGUUCAGACAGUCGGUCUGCUUUUCAUCACAAGCAAAACCUUAUUGUAAAGGGGAUUUACUGGACAUCAUUAUGGAUUUUUACCGUUGGGGGAAAUGUGGAAUCAUUCAUAUGUUAUGUAUUGCAUAAACUAAGUUAGCUAGCACUAUGGCUAUAAAGAACCAGGGUCUUUGUUAUCAAGAUGCAAAAUGCCACUCUCAUGGGUCAGCCCAAGAAUGUGGCACAUAAUCAAUUAAACAAACUUUAAGUUCAACAAUUCCUUCUACUUAUAUCAUAAAAAAGUAAACUUUGUCAACAAUCUUAACCUUAACUAUACUCCUAACUGUAAGCCAGAGACCUGACUCUUACAACUUCCACUAACGCAUAAUACAUCACUUUGUCCAAAUUGUUUAAAAAUGGCCCAUUACUGUGACAGAAUUGUUGCAAACAUAACACGAUGACAGCAACGUUUGUCUCUGGAAUAUUGUGGCAAAAAGUGACUGAGGCAACAAACGCCUUUCCAAAAUGAGUAACUGCUACAGCAGACAAAAACCAGAAAACAUUUUACUCAUCUUGGUCUUAGUUAAUUUGUAGAAUCUAAAAUGACUGCACUAAAGAUUGAAAAUUGCAUAGAUUAAUAUAAAGUGUAUGUCUGAUCUGGUUGCUAUUAUGUACAUGUUAUAUAUAAUAAAAAGGUGUGUGUAUAUAUAUAUAUUUAACACAUAGAAAGUCUGGCACUCUCUCACAAGCACACAGCUAGAUUAAAAGCAAAAUGGAAAAGUUAGUUACAACAUUUGGCCAAAUGGUAAUAGGCACAUGUACUCAAACCAGACUGGGUACACAUCCUAUUACCACGCAAAACUCACAGCCGUGGGUGCUCACCAGCACUCUCAGACAGCUGCACAGCUUUCAGGGACUUAGGCAAAUAACCUCAGACAAGACUGAGUGCAAAGUCAAUAGUGAAAAUAACAAAAUUAUUAACACAACACAUAGAAAAGUCUGGCACUCUCUUGCCAGCACAAGCUAGAUUAAAAGCAUAUACACAUUCACACACACACGCAUACACAAUUAUUAUUUUUUGUUGGUGAAAUUUCUUAUUAAGUAAUAUUAGUGGGAAAACAGGAAGUGUUCUUCCCAGACAUGAACACUAAUUAUAACUUAAUAAUAUAUGGGAUAAAAUCUGUAGAUAUUGGUUAUAUUAUGUAGAUAUUGGUUAAUAUUAUCCAUAAUGUUACUAAUACCAAAGAAUGAAAUUAAGGAUUUGUUCCCACAAAGAAGCACUUAAUGUUUUGCACUAGUCAUAUAAAAACAUUGUAUGCAAAAUAGCUCUUGGAAUAGACACAAUAUAUGUCAAAACUUUUUAAAUGAAAUGAUAAAUGUAUAUUUUAUUAAGGCAUGCAUGUAAAUUAUAUAUCUUUAAUAAAGAAAUGCAUCUUUAUA